AUGUCCAAAAAGGCCGGGAUUUCUUCUCUUCUUUCGGCUUCAGAUCUUAAUGAUUACAUUUUACCAUCUCAGGCAUGCAUACUUCCGCCGAUCGAAGGCUCACAGGACACAAACAAUGCUGUAGAGGUCGGGGUGUACCAAAAGAGAACAUCCACUCCAGAAACAACGGAAAAAGUUUCGAUUUCAUUAAAAGACUGCCUUGCUUGUUCUGGAUGUGUUACAUCCACAGAGUUGGCUUUAAUUGGGCAGCAGACAAGCCUCGAUUUUUUACAGGCCUUAAAAAGCAAGGCCGUUGCGGUCUCCAUAUCUCCUCAGUCUAUUGCCUCGCUCGCCGUAAAAUAUUCCACCUCAUGGGAAAGAAUGGCUUCUCGGCUUUGCCUUUUCUUGAAGUCUAUUUUAAAAGUUUCUCGAGUUUUUGAUCAAAGAGUAGCUGCGAAAAUUGCGCUUUCCUUAAGCCUAGCAGAAUUUAUCUCGUAUCCUCGCUCGGAAAACCCAGUUGUUGUUUCUCAAUGCCCAGCCGUGGUUUCUUAUAUUGAAAAAAGCCAUCCAAAAAUUGUUAGCCUCCUAUCGAGGAUAAAAACAUGCCAGCAAAUUCUUGGAGAAAUUUUAAAAGACGUCGAAGAUAUUUUUCACGUAUCAAUUGCGCCCUGUUAUGAUAAGAAACUUGAAUCUUUCAGGGAUGGGGAAACUAUCGGUUGUGUUAUUACCACAGUUGAGCUGGAGAAUAUAUGCAACGACUAUUCAUUUGACCUUUCAUCAUCAUCAAUAGAUGGCGCCUGGUUUGAUGAUCUCCCUCGCAGCGAUUUCAUCUGUCGUGCAUUGGUGAUUGGGGAGGCAGAGGGAUUUAAUGAUCAAUGGGGAACGGGUGGAUUUCUUGCCGCUAUUCUGUCCUAUUUUUCAGCCAGAGGAUAUUUAGUGGAAAAAAAGGAAUUUUCUAAAGAUUUUGUCGAAUGGCAUGUACAAGAUGUGGGAAAGUCAUCUCCAGCCAUGUUGAUGGCUACUUGCUUUGGAUUUAAAAAUAUCCAAAACACGAUUCGAAAAAUCAAAGGUUCUUCCUCAAAAUAUUCGUACGUUGAAAUGAUGGCAUGUCCAUCUGCCUGUCUCAACGGAGGUGGACAGAUACCGGCAUUAAAUCUUUCUGAGAUUUCCAAAAAGUACAGUGAAUCCAUUCCAGAUUUAUUUUUCUCGAGCAUCACUCCAUGGGCCAAUAUCGGCCAGCCGCUUCCUUUUCAGGCUACAUUCAAGCCUGUGGAGGCCAUUUCAAGCCGUCCUGUGUGGGCCCAGGUUCAAUGGUAG
Molecule: messenger RNA, 1296 nt
Organism: Mitosporidium daphniae
Lineage: Eukaryota; Fungi; Microsporidia
Exons: 1
Coding region: 1-1296 (431 amino acids)
Molecular function (GO): 4 iron, 4 sulfur cluster binding
Source: RefSeq, a predicted model, not a curated record